ACGUCCAACAUGGCGGACAACUGAACUUAAAAAGUGAACUUGAAGAAAAUAAGUUUUCCUGGCAAAAUGAAAGACAGUAUUAGUGAAGAUGAUAUUAGAAAAGCUCUGAAGAAGCAACUUGAAUAUAUUGACAAAGACGAUGUUCCAGUUAUUAAACCCAAGAAAAAGAAGAGRAGUGACAAAACAAACGACGCAAAGAACAAGAAGAGAAAGAUUUCAAAAGAAGAAGACAAGUUGAGCGACGCGGUUUCAUUAACAAUAAACAAUACAGAUACACAAAGACCACCUARACCUCCACCAAGAGUAAUUGUUUUCGAGGAGCCAGGAAAAUCAAAAGAAAAAAACACAAGUCAGAGUUCUAGKAAAUUGAAAGAUAAAAAUACAGAAGACUCAGAGGACUUAGAUUUUCUAGAAAUAGCAAGAGAUGUUAAGGAAUUUGGUAUGACUGGAUUCAGUAAAAAAGAAAGAAGAAAAUAUGAACAGCAAAAAGCUCAGGCUUUGGGUGCAAAGGCACCUAAAGGAGCUAARAUGCCAUACAAUAUCCUAAUAGCCCACCAGAAAAAACAGAAACAAAAAGAAAUGAAACGUCUAAAACUGGAAAAAGCUAUGGGGAUGUCAACCAAGAAAAGUAAAAACAAAACCAAAAAGAAAGAWAACCCAACAAGUUCCACUGGCUGGUGGUCAGACARGUCUAGUAAAGGGCUUGAUGCCUCAAUAGGAAGAUACAAGAAAGGAGUCCAAGUGCUCAGUCAGAGUGAUAUUAAGAAAAUUAAGCAAAGAACAAAAUAAAAUGCUUGAAUUGUUGUAUAAUUUAAUAAUAAAAUAAAUAUUUUUAAUUGUUUAGUCAUUUGAGCAUUUCCACACAACCUCGGCCC
Molecule: messenger RNA, 875 nt
Organism: Actinia tenebrosa (Australian red waratah sea anemone)
Lineage: Eukaryota; Metazoa; Cnidaria; Anthozoa; Actiniaria; Actiniidae
Source: RefSeq, a predicted model, not a curated record